This is a messenger RNA of Strongylus vulgaris, 171 nucleotides long. The record is from the annotation of a GenBank genome assembly. Lineage: Eukaryota; Metazoa; Nematoda; Chromadorea; Rhabditida; Strongylidae.
AUGAAUCUCAAACUUUGGCAAGAUGAUUGGGUUGCUGAUCGUGAAGCUCAGUUUGACGAGGAGGCAGAGGAUAACUUGCCGCUUGACAUGCUCGAUGCAGACAUCGACUGGGAACAUAGCGCAUUUGCUGGAGCGAAGAGGAGAUAUGACCAAAGUAAAAAUUGUGUUUGA